This is a messenger RNA of Sclerotinia borealis F-4128, 651 nucleotides long. NCBI's taxonomy places the organism in Eukaryota, Fungi, Ascomycota, Leotiomycetes, Helotiales, Sclerotiniaceae. The record is from the annotation of a GenBank genome assembly.
AUGUGUGAUAGUGGAUCGUCAGAGAAACGGGCACGGAAAGGGAGUUUGGGGCUCCAGGGCACAGGCGAGAUGCUCGAACAUCUUACGAUGUUCUCAGAGGAGGCGGAGUCGAAAAAAAAGAGAGCACUGAAAGAGGAUAAAGAUGAUGUUCCUUUAAAGAGGAGAAUUUUGGGGACUGGGAGUCGUAAAGAAAAGAGUAGAGAUGAGGAAUACCAAGAAAAAGACAAGAAGGAACACGAUGAGAGAGCGGGCGAGGAAAAAAAGGGCGAGAAAGCAGAAGGGAUGGAAAAAAGGGGCAAGUCAGAAAAGAGCAUGGGAGCAGACGCCAACCGAAAUGGGGGCCAAGAUUGUAACGAAGUUUGUCAAGACGACAACAAAGAAGGUGGGAAAGAGGAAAAUGUGCGGAUUACUCGUCCUGAAGAUCCCUGGUGCAACAUUUGCGAAGAAAACAUCGAGAACACAGCAAUAAUAGACCACGGCCAUAACAACCAAUAUUUCGAACGGAUCGACGUUGCAGGUCAACGUUUAAAAGAAUCUGCGGCUUUGACUCAAUUGGAUAUUCCAGCAAUCAAAGUGUUAACUCUUGCGCCUCAAUUGAAACGCGAAACAGCACGCAGGAUGGACAUCCGUUGUCUUGUUGUCUUGGAGUGA